AUGGGCUAUAAAGCAGCCUGGACUAUACAGCAGCCUGGACUAUACAGCAGCCUGGACUAUACAGCAGCCUGGGCUAUACAGCAGCCUGGAUAUACAGCAGCCUGGACUAUACAGCUGCCUGGGCUAUACAGCAGCCUGGACUAUACAGCAGCCUGGAUAUACAGCAGCCUGGACUAUACAGCAGCCUGGGCUAUACAGCAGCCUGGACUAUACAGCAGCCUGGACUAUACAGCAGCCUGGACCAUACAGCAGCCUGGAAUAUACAGCAGCCUGAACUAUACAGCAGCUAUACAGCAGCCUGGACUAUACAGCAGCCUGGACUAUACAGCAGCCUGGACUAUACAGCAGCCUGGGCUAUACAGCAGCCUGGACUAUACAGCAGCCUGGACUAUACAGCAGCCUGGGCUAUACAGCAGCCUGGACUAUACAGCAGCCUGGAAUAUACAGCAGCCUGGACUAUACAGCAGCCUGGGCUAUAAAGCAGCCUGGACUAUACAGCAGCCUGGACUAUACAGCAGCCUGGACUAUACAGCAGCCUGGACUAUACAGCAGCCUGGGCUAUACAGCAGCCUGGACUAUACAGCAGCCUGGACUAUACAGCAGCCUGGACUUUAUAGCAGCCUGGGCUAUACAGCAGCCUGGACUAUACAGCAGCCUGGGCUAUACAGCAGCCUGGGCUAUACAGCAGCCUGGACUAUACAGCAGCCUGGACUAUACAGCAGCCUGGACUAUACAGCAGCCUGGACUAAACAGCAGCCUGGACUAUACAGCAGCCUGGGCUAUAAAGCAGCCUGGACUAUACAGCAGCCUGGACUAUACAGCAGCCUGGACUAUACAGCAGCCUGGACUAUACAGCAGCCUGGACUAUAUAGCAGCCUGGACUAUACAGCAGCCUGGGCUAUACAGCAGCCUGGACUAUACAGCAGCCUGGACUAUACAGCAGCCUGGACUAUACAGCAUUCUGGACAAUACAGCAGCCAGGACUAUACAGCAGCCUGGACUAUACAGCAGCCUGGACUAUACAGCAGCCUGGACUAUACAGCAGCCAGGGCUAUACAGCAGCCUGGACUAUACAGCAGCCUGGACUAUACAGCAGCCUGGACUAUACAGCAGCCAGGGCUAUACAGCAGCCUGGACUAUACAGCAGCCUGGACUAUACAGCAGCCUGGGCUAUACAGCAGCCUGGACUAUACAACAGCCUGGACUAUACAGCAGCCUGGGCUAUACAGCAGCCUGGACUAUACAGCAGCUAUACAGCAGCCUGGACUAUACAGCAGCCUGGACUAUACAGCAGCCAGGGCUAUACAGCAGCCUGGACUAUACAGCAGCCUGGACUAUACAGCAGCCUGGACUAUACAGCAGCCUGGGCUAUAA
This is a messenger RNA of Coregonus sp. 'balchen', 1374 nucleotides long. Lineage: Eukaryota; Metazoa; Chordata; Actinopteri; Salmoniformes; Salmonidae. The record is from the annotation of a GenBank genome assembly.